CGUCGAUUCUCUUCAUCGACUCUUGCAUCCUCACCUUCCCUCCUUCGCUCAUUCUCCCUCUUUUCUCUCCUCUCCUCUCCUCUUCGUUUCUUGUUCUCUACUCAUUUUUCCUCACCGUCACCUAGCUGCAGGUGCUUCGCUUCGUUGCCUCUCAUCCCAGCAAACGGGGCCAUGCCCGACGUUUCCAUCACCGCGCUUCAUGACCCCGUGUCCAUCGUCCACGUCCCCGUCAGCGCGGCGCCGGCGGCAGCGACCAAGAUCUUCUGGACGCUCGACCGCGCCGUCGCCGACGAGAGCGAGUUUUGCAACCUCACCUCGAACCGCAUUGAGAUCGCACUCUUCGCCCCAGCUCACCUCGUCGUAGAGGAGUGGGGCGUGCACCAGGAGGACGGUAUCGUCGUCAACGGCCCGUGGCGCGUAUUUGAGGUGGCGACUGGUGAUGCGGGUGGCGGCGGAGGCAACUACGACUCGCCGCACCUCCGGCACGUGUCCGCCCCACUGGCUGAGGCAGGCAUCUCAAUCCUCUACCAGAGCUCUUACUUUACCGACUUUCUUCUCGUAAAGAGCUCUGACUUUGAGCGCGCUAGUGCUAUUUUCCGUGGCAAGGGUUGGAACUGCGACCCCGUCUUCCUUCCACCGACUCGCCGACGCUCUGAACUCAUCCCCCCCGAUAUUGUGGCACAGGCCACCCUAAACAGUUCGCGCGUGGCAAGAGUCGACACGCCCGCUGACACGCCACCUGUGGCGGAAAUCACCGUGCUUAGCUCUCCGCUUGCGUGUAUCGGUCUUUCAGCUGAUGUGGAGGCAUCGUUAUCUGACCGGCUGCGCAAGCUCCUGGUGUGGCCUGAGCGCUCGGUACUCGCCCUCGAGCGUGCACGCGGCAGGAAGGCAGACGACGCGGCCGACGCGUUCGAGCGGCGCAACCGUUCCAAGCGUGCCGGGAACUUUGGGAACAGCAACAGACCAAGUCUGGCGGCUGAGGCGUCCGCACGAGCCCUCACUCGCCCUAGGCCCUUCAUCUCAUACACGCGCACCGAGGACGGCUCAUCCGUGAUGACCGAAGUCCGCGUGCUGCGUGCGAUGCUGAGUGCGGCGGAGCGUGCAGACCUAGGCGCACCCGAGCUUGAAGGCAGUGAUUCUGAGUGGAGCGAUGACGAGGUUGACACGCCGGCAUCCAUGGCGUCGGAGGACGAGGUCGCCAGCUCGUCACGUUCAUCACGCGGCCGCACCACUUUGUCGCAGUCGGGGUACUCGCUGCGCGGGCGCGACGCGACAGAGAUCCCCAUCCACUGGGCGACACCGCCCAGCACACCCAGCUCCGCCCGCUUCACGGGCGUCGGCGUUUUCACUCCAAUCAUGCGCAGCGCCUCAGGCUCAGGUAGCACGGAGCGCGAAGCGCGUCGCCGCGAACACUCCCGCGCCGGGGUGCUGUCGGAGCGCGAUGUGGAGCGGGCGCGUGAGCGCGAGUACGAGCGCGAGCUGGAGCGUGAAGCGCAGCGCGAAUACCGGAGCGCGCGCGAGGCGUCGCUUUCGCGCCUGUCGGCGUCGAGCCGGUCCUCGCGGAGCCAGCACUCGCGUGCGCGCAGCGACACUGUCUCGGUCGGCGUGCUGCAGCACCGCGCUUACCAGGGCGGGCUGGGAUUCGUGGAUCCGCGUGUGCGGCGCGCGUCCGAGGGCGGGCCGCGCGAGUGGGUGCCGGACGCGACCGAGGCGGCGGACGAAGCGAUCGCGGAAGACUCGAGCGGCGAGAGCGAGCGUGAGCGCGGCCGCAUGAUGCGCUGCCUCCAGCUCGACCUGCGCGCCGUCGGCCGCGGCGCGUACCAUCUCGGUACGUCCAGUCUUGGUGCGUGUGCGCGUGGCGUGGCUGACGGCAGAUAAGAGUGGACUGGUGAUGCGCUUCUCGGACCAGCUGCACCGCGGCGGCGUGCGCAUGCUCUACUCGUCGACGACGCACACGGCCAACAUCCUCGUCGAGGGACGCGACG
This is a messenger RNA of Cutaneotrichosporon oleaginosum, 1985 nucleotides long. RefSeq lists its product as uncharacterized. The record is from RefSeq and is a predicted model, not a curated record. Lineage: Eukaryota; Fungi; Basidiomycota; Tremellomycetes; Trichosporonales; Trichosporonaceae.